AUGCGUGUUCACAUAAUAGAGGGGAAGUGCACCGGCUGCGGAGACUGCAUUCCUUCAUGUGCGUACAAUGUGCUGCACAUGGACGAAGUCACAAACCGCGUGGUCAUCGCUCCUAGCUACGGGUGUGUGGGCUGUCUUCAAUGUCUUGCCGUCUGCACUCACGAUGCGAUUGGAACCCCUGUACGCUAUGAAUAG
Giardia duodenalis is the source of this 195-nucleotide messenger RNA. Its product is annotated as Ferredoxin Fd3. The record is from RefSeq and is a predicted model, not a curated record. The transcript has a single exon. NCBI's taxonomy places the organism in Eukaryota, Fornicata, Diplomonadida, Hexamitidae. Bases 1 to 195 code for a protein of 64 amino acids.